Molecule: messenger RNA, 1297 nt
Organism: Pungitius pungitius (ninespine stickleback)
Lineage: Eukaryota; Metazoa; Chordata; Actinopteri; Perciformes; Gasterosteidae
Product: transcription elongation factor 1 homolog
Exons: 4
Coding region: 163-414 (83 amino acids)
Biological process (GO): transcription elongation by RNA polymerase II
Cellular component (GO): transcription elongation factor complex
Molecular function (GO): RNA polymerase II complex binding
Source: RefSeq, a predicted model, not a curated record
GGUGACUGACAAGCCACAGAGCCAAUGAGUGUCCGAGAAGCGCAUGCUCUCCUCCAAUCAUUUAGCGUCAAACACAGUUGCCGGCGCCGGGUCUUUAAGGAAACCUCUUCGAUCGCAACGUGCAUUUUCUGAAAGUAAAGACUCGACUGACUUUUGUGUGCAAUGGGUCGGCGCAAGUCUAAACGAAAGCCCCCACCGAAGAAGAAGAUGACUGGGGAUCUGGACUCUCAGUUCACCUGUCCGUUCUGCAAUCACGAGAAGUCAUGUGACGUCAAAAUGGAAAGAAGCAGAAAUACUGGAAUCAUAUCUUGCACCGUCUGUUUGGAGGAGUUCCAAACCCCCAUCACCUAUCUGUCGGAGGCAGUCGACGUGUACAGUGAUUGGAUAGAUGCCUGUGAAACGGCCAAUCAGUAGCCCCCGUGAAGCUGGAGGACUUUCAGGAACUUGAAACGGAUGAGGACGGGCCCGAUCGGAUCGAGCUGGUCAGAGGACAUUUGAGAAUUAAAAUAUAUUCUAAGGUUUCUCUCUAGUCACUUGGAGAGUUUCAGUUUGUGUGAACUGCUGCAAAAAGCGCCAUGACACAAUUUCGAUGUUUGCUACGUGACCCGAUUUGUUGUCACGCAUUGAGCAAGUUUUCUAUUUUCGACAAAUUUUAUUUGUGUCCCAAAAAUUAUUUUUAACUAUUCGGCAGUGACUUUUUUUUUUAACCACUAAAAAUUGUUAAUUACCGAAACAUAUUUUUUCUAUUAGUAACCUUUUGUAUUGUAAGUAAAAAAAGGGCUCCCAUCUUAUCGUAUUUCAUUGUGAAAUCAAUAGAGUCAACUCUCUUAUUUUUUUUUUGAUGAGCAUUACGAGAAAGAGACGUGUGCGGACCGCAUUCUCACAUUUCAGGCGUGGUGUUACUGGUCGGGUCCACAGUCCUCCUCGUCCUCUCAAAGACCGUCGUGUCACAACAUUAGGUCAUUCCACUGGUUAGAGGAACGGUAAUGUGGGAGAUUAACACUUAGCUGCUAAAACCAAAGGUUUUGAAUUGUUCUUUAAUCAUUCAGUUUUUCAUUUGAUUUUAUGUUUUGAUUUUACAUGGACAAAUAAAAAAAAUAAUCAAAUAAUCUUUGUUAUGAAUCUUUGUUAUGAGCAUAUCUACCGAAUAGUUUAAUCCUGAAAUCAAAUGUUAAUAUUGGCUGUUUAUUUACCUAUGCAACAGCCAGAAGUGUUGAAAAGCAGGCUGUUUUUUCUUUAAUGUAAAGCACCUGGAAGUGUUAUCUUGGAAAUAAAGGAGCAUUAACUCUUGAUUUCA